This is a messenger RNA of Onychostoma macrolepis, 7872 nucleotides long. RefSeq names its product membrane-associated guanylate kinase, WW and PDZ domain-containing protein 1 (gene magixb). NCBI's taxonomy places the organism in Eukaryota, Metazoa, Chordata, Actinopteri, Cypriniformes, Cyprinidae. The coding region runs from base 607 to 5004 and encodes 1465 amino acids. The record is from RefSeq and is a predicted model, not a curated record. The transcript is spliced from 18 exons. Gene Ontology annotation, biological process: signal transduction. Gene Ontology annotation, molecular function: protein binding. Gene Ontology annotation, cellular component: cytoplasm.
UGAAAGAAAGUGCCCAAAGUCCAUCUAAAACCAGAAAACAGGUCAAUCUGUCCAAACCAUCUGGUUCGAGCUUGUUUAGAUGGAAGAGGGUGGUAAAAAUGUAAAUGCACUUUCACACUAUAGUUUCCCAACUCACUUCCCACCUAAAUCCUCCCAUUUCGCCUGUCUAUAUUUUUCUCCCCUGACCUGAGGUGCAUUUAACAAAACCGGCAAACUACCUGGUUCGUUUACACAAGGGGCGGUUCUUCCCUUUAUAUCUUUCCCUCCCCUCAGCGCCUCCAAUAUCGCUUCUUACUCUUAUUACGGUGCUCUUUCCUUAUCGCCGGCGCCUGGGAAUACCGACGCGUGCGCUGGACGCGACCUGGACCGGCGACACGCAUCGCUUCCCGCAGCAUGCCUUCACGGACAUCCGCGACACUGUCCUCCGGUCCAUAAUCGAUGCUGUCGCCGUGUUCUGCUUAUCGAGCGCUGCGAGAAGCCAGACUCAGCAUAACCGCUGCAAUGUAACGGAUCAGCGCAUUUAUUCAGAAAGUCAAAACAAUUACGCGGAUUAAAACGCCUCAGGACACGAUGAAGAGAAAGCGAUAACUAUGAAGUUCGCUGGCCAUGUCUAAGGUUGCAGUAAAGAAGCUGCACUGGCGCUCUAAAGUGCAGGAGAUCUUCGUACCGCUGGUGGGCAGCUCUGGAGAGUUGGGAAUUGCCAUCGGAGGCGGGGCUGAUUAUGGAGAGUUCCCAUUCGUCACCGCAGCACCAGGGGGAGGGAUCACAGUUGGCGAUAUCAUCUUAGAAAUCGGUGGAACUCCUGUUUUGGGCCUGACUUUAGGAGAUGUGCGUGGGCUCUUAAACUCCUGCCCCCAUCCAAUCCGCAUCAAGACAGUAUCUCCAGGCUCAACUCUAUGCAAGGAUCUAAGGUUAUAUCUGAGCAAAUGUUUCACACCGGGUUCAAUGGACAGUCAACUCCAGCAGGUGAUCCGAGAAAACCUCUACUUGAGAGCCGUGCCCUGUACAACUAGACAGCCACGAGACGGCGAGAUCACGGGAGUCGACUAUAACUUUGUCUCCGUUGAGGAGUUCUUCUCGCUGGAGGAGUCGGGGGCGCUGUUGGAGAGCGGGAAGUUCAAAGGGAACUACUACGGAACUCCUCGUCCGGUUCACAUCAAUCCUGAUAGUCCUCCCAUCACCUACCAGGAGCACCGCAACCUGCUGAGAAACUUCCGCACACGUAGCAAGUCCCUCAGCAACCUGGAGAAAGCAGGCGAGGAGGGAGACAACAGCGAGGAGGACUCAGGUCUAUCAGGUGGUUCGGCCGGGGCGAGCAUUGCCCCCGCCCCCACAUCAUCCCCCAGCCAAUCACGAGAUUCAAGCGGAGGAGACGGCAGUGCCUUGGAGAAUGGGCUCGGACCCCGUAGAGGAGCACGGGUGACAGGGUCAGAAAACUGGGAGAUGAUGUACAGCGACUCAGGGAAUGCCUAUUACAAAGACCAUCAUCUAAAGCCAUCCUCUUGGCUUAAUCGCCGAGCUCACAGCAGAGACAAUAUCUGUAUGACUGAAUACAUUUCACAUUCAUGCAUUUGGCAGACACUUAAAGACUUACAAAGCAACUUACAGUGCAUUGAAGUGGCAGAGUUUACAGACCAGCCGAGUGAACUGAAAGGCUUCUCCGUUCACACUCGUCUGGUUAAGGGUUCACGAGGUUUCGGCUUCAACAUAGUGGGAGGCAGCAGGCGGAGGGAGUUCCUGCAGAUCUACAGCAUCACUCCCGGAGGACCUUCCACCCUUCACACAGCGGAUAUUCUGGUGUACAUCAAUGAUACCUGUGUGCUUGGCUUUUCUCACAAAGAGGUAGUGGAAAUGUUGAAAGCCAUUCCGGUGGGUCACACUGUGGACGUUGUUGUCCGAAGAGGCUACCCCAUGCUCUAUAACUCUGACGGCUGUCCGAAGAUGCCCAAUCCUAGGCUAACGGCAUCCCUAGACCAGUCACUGCACCUACCUCCACCAACCACCACCCAACCCCAGGCCCAGGCUCCUCUCCCAUACGCUCAGCUACACCUCAACCAUAACGGGCCCAUGUGGUCUGAUUUUGAGAGGGGAUCCUCAAGGAAUCUCAGAGUACGAGCAUCAAGGUUCAGUUUGGAUGCUAAUGGUAAUUCAUCUCCAUUUGCUUCUCCUUCAAGACAGCCAUCAUCUUACCAGUACUCUAACGGGUAUGGGAGUGGGUUCCUGAGACCACCACGCUCUGCCAGAAGCAUCAGGAGGUUACAAAGUGCAGAUUUGGCCAGCCAGAGUGACAGCGAGGUGGUGUCUGCAAUUGGAUCCCAUAGGGCCUCGUUUAUCCGUAACCACAACAACAACUCUCUGUCCACUCCGCCACCUCUCCGCCUGCACUCCUUCAAAUCUUCUGAGAGUGACCUUUCCUCGAGUACUCCACCACCCAUAUCUCGAUUGCCCCUACCCCACAAUGAAGUAAGUCCAGGCCCCGUCUCUUUCUCUCCUGGAGGAGGAAGGCACUACUCUCAUCUCCGUAAACCCCAGCAUUCAUUGCUAACCCCACCUAGCAGCGCCCAUUCAGACGGGCCUUACUUCACCUUCAACGGCACAGCCAGUGCCAGCAGCGGCAGCCCGAACAGCAGCAUUCCUUCACCUGGAGCCAUGAGUGCCGUGAUCGGGAGUGGAGUUGGAGGAAUGAUGGGUAGUGGGGAAUUAGUCCCUGUUGCUUUGGCUAAAUGUGAGAGGGGCAGCAAUAUGGGGUUCAGUGUCACGGCAGGAGGUCACGGAGGAAGACAGACCCUCGUGAAGAAAGUCUGGGACCACAGACAGUGUAUUGGACUGCAGCCUGGAGAUGCCAUUGUAAAGAUCAAUGGAGCAGAUGUACAGAGUCUCAGCUUUGCACAGGUCCAAAGGAUUUUGCAAGAACACACUAAAAAGGGGGAGGUUAUUCUACUGGUUUACAGAGGGGGCCCCUCACAUUUCUCCAAUUCGCCUAAUUCUGUGCGACGACUGACUCCUCCCCCUCCUCGCUCCGCCUCCGACUCUGAAGUCCCUCUCACUGACUCCAUGCCAUUAUCGCGCAGCUCUUUAACCCCGCCCUCUCCAGCGCUGGUACGCUCCUCAUUGGUCCAGAGCACCAGCUUCCUGGAUUCUGUUCCUGUCACUCUCACGCUAGAGCCACGCGAUUGGAUGAGUUCAGAGGAAGGAGGGACGGUACUCAGUCCCAGAGUAAAAACAGAGGAGAAAGAACAGCCCCCUGCGCUGAGGGGUUAUGAGGUGGAGCUGAAGAGGAAGCCAGGUGAAGGCUUUGGAUUUGUUAUCGCCUCUCAGGAUGUGGAGAAUGUCAAAGCAGCGUCUCUGCUGCCUCACAGGUUUGUGACAGUACGCAGAGGCAGCCCGGCGGCACGCAGCGGUCAGAUCAGGCCUGGAGAUCGUCUGGAGGCGGUGGACGGGAGAUCGGUGGUGAAUUUACCUCAUAGAGAGCUGGCACAGAUCCUGAGGAGAGCUGGAAACACACUCCGCUUGACCAUCGUACCUCGCGCCAGUGCUCAUUCCUCAGAGCGAGCAGAAAAUGACGCUGAUUAUAAGAACAGGAAAGCUCACAGGUCAAAACCAAAGCAGGACGCCACGCGGUAUUACAGUGUGGAACUGGAGAGGGGGCCCACUGGAUUCGGCUUCAGUCUGAGAGGAGGGAGUGAAUAUAACAUGGGCCUCUAUGUGCUGGGACUGAUGGAGGGAGGACCGGCCUCACGCAGCCACAAAAUACAGGUGAGUGAUCAGUUGGUGGAGAUCAAUGGAGACAGUACAGCAGGAAUGACUCACAGUCAGGCUGUGGAGCAGAUCAGGACCGGAGGAAGCAGGAUACAUCUCGUGUUCAAAAGAGGAAAUGGAUACGUCCCUGACUACGGUAAGACAACAGACCGUGAUCACGUCACAGCCGUCUCCUCCUCACCCCAGGCCCUGCAGUCGGGUUUGGCUACAGUGAGCCGUCGCCGAGCUCAACAGGAUGCCACAUCCAGCGUUCAAAAACCAGGGAAGACCAACCGAGAGCGGAUAGAACAGAGGGAGAGGGGAAGUGACGGAGGAGACCGCAAGAGCCCUGACAGUCUCGAGGGCGGCAGUCAGGGCAGGGGGCAGAGGCCGAGAGACGAAAGGAGGAGACGAAGGACACAGAGCUUGUCUAGAAACACAGGACAUAGUGAUGAAAACAUGGAGGGAAGGGUUGAAAGAGUUGGGAAAGAGAAGGAAAAAGGUAAUGAGAGAAGACAAGACAGGUCAAGACGGAGCAAGAGCGAGGAGAGGGUGAGACGGGUGGAGAGAAAGAGGGAAAAAGACGAAAGCAAGAACACACAAACUGUCAAUAACCAGAGACUUCCUGAGCCUAAACUGCAGUGGGAGGACGACAACGAGGAGGAGAACGAGUGGGAAAGAGAGACAGAACAGUGGAUGAGAGCGAGAGAAAGGCUGAAAGACAAAGAAUUGCAGAGGGAGGAGAGAAAAUCGCUUACUUCAGAGAGCGACAAGGAAUGGGAAAGAGAAAAGGAUGAGAAUAAGGAAGUGCUUGAGUGGGAGCUGAACAAAAAAACUGAACGAGGGAUUCCAGACGAAUUGAAUGUAGAGCGACAAAGUGAAAACAGAGCAGAAACGAGUUUCCGUAAUCGUCUGCCUUAUUUGGGCGUCCGUGUGUUGCCUUCGGAAAUUCAGCCCCGCCCACUUCAACCCUUAUCUGGCCUCUCAUUGGAGCAGCCAGUAGGGGACUCUGAAUUCAAUCGAACACCAUUUGCUUUCCUCACAUCUGCGCCGUCUGAAUACACAGAGUCCGAAUCAGGAGCUAGUGUGUCUGAGUGUAGCGUUUCUGCAGCCAGUAUUUCUGGUCUCUCAAUGUAUCUGAAUGAAAGCCUUAGCUUGAAAACCACACAAAGGGCCCCGGGGCCUCCACUUCCAGGCCCCUGGCUCAAACCCAGCUCACGUAGGCUCAUUAGAGAGGUUGAGAAAGGUGGAGGAACAGAAACAUGAUUUAAGUUGCAAAGGCAACCAUCACUAUUAUUAUUGCUUAUACUUAGGUUUAAAGUCGCGAUGAAACGGAAGUAGCGAACUUCAAACUUUCGUAUGUGUGGCGUAUAUCUGAUUGAAAUGGAUUUUUUCGAAAAGAAAGAAAUGUAGGAUGGGGACUUGGUAAAAUAUGUUGGUAGUUUAUUGGAUGGAGGCAGAUCUGAAUAUGAGUUUACAGCUGAUUGUAAGAAAGGGGCGGAGCUUAAGUGGACGAAAUCUAGUAUACCGAAAUUUUGCUAAUGUGACUGCACCUAAAGAGUAUGCUUUUUGACUUGGUCAGUAAGCAAUUUACAUAAAUGUACAUUUAGCAGGCACUUUAUCCAAGGUGACCUAAAAAUGAGGAAAAGAACAAGCAGUUCGUGCCAACAAUAUUCAUAGUACACAAUGCCAAGUUUACUGCAGAACCAUCCAGAACAUGCUUGGAAACACAAUUGCAGCCAUCCACAGCAAUGGAGCAUCAUGGUGGUGAGUUUUGCACAGGCAAACACCACUUAUAGGACAUUAUUAUUAUUAUUAUGGUUUGGUUUUUUCCUGCUCAUAGAAGCAGUUUUUGAACACUCCCACUCCAGCUUGCUCUCUCAAGCCUUUCUCUCUUCUUCUCUUCCACUUUGUCCUCCAUAAAGAAAGUCUGCAGUUACCAACACAACAUCUUUUACUUUUGUGCCAGACUGUUUGUAUAGUAUGUUGACUUUGUAUGCAACAAAACUAUCAUGUGAAGGGCCAAAUAUUAUAUUUAUCUUUCAUACUAGCUUGAGUCUAGUUUUAACCUUUAGCACAGCCGGUUUUCUCUUCAGUUCCACUAUUUGGAUUCUCUUAAAUCUUUAAAGUCUCCAUAUAAACCAGCAAAUAACUAUAUGGUGUAUUAUUACAUUGCAUUAGCUACUAAAUUAUAUACUAACAUUCAAAAGUUUGGGGGCUGUACUUUUUAUCUUUUGAUAUUUCUAGUCAUCAAUGCAUCUUGAAAAAAUAUAUAUAUAUGUCACUUUCCAGAAAAACAUUACACAGCACGUGUGUUUUCAACAUUGACAAUAGCAUCAAAUCAGCAUAUUAUGAUUUUUGAAAGAUCAUGUGACAUUGAAGACUGGAUUAAUGAUGCUGAAAAUUCAGUUUUGCAUCACAGGAAUAAAUUGCAUUUUAAAAUAUACUAAAAUAAAAGUAGGUUAUUUUAAAUUGCAAUAAUGUUUCACAGUAUUGCUGUUUUUACUGUAUUUUUGAUUAACCGUGCAGAGUAUGAGACUUCUCUAAAAGAAACGUUUAUAAAAUCUUACCGACCUCAAAACUUUUGAAUGAUAAUUUAGCCCAAGAUGUAAUGUUGGAAACAUUAACUUUGAAUAAUUUGUGCAACAUUAUGAAAUAAGCAUUAUCCCAAUCUCUGCUAAACAGCUUUUGAAGGAUGAUUGCGUUAUUUAGCAUUCUUGUGAAUGAUGUGUGUACAGUUUGUAAACACUGUUAAGAGGAGAUAUAUUUGUCACACUCCCAAGAGUUCCCCUGAAACCCUUAUGCUUUAUUUUUAUGCAUUUGUUCAUAAAUUAUUCUAUUUAUUUUGUGCCCUCUGGGUCUCUGACAUCUCAGGGAGCAGAUAUAUAAACUGUAAGAUAUUUUUUUGUACGCCCCCAUACACCCUCAAAGUGAGCCUUACUGCUGCCUCGGUAACAAAAGACUCCUCCUGUCUGCUGACCUUGGCCUCUGUGACCUCUGAAAUCUCAAUUAAGUUCAAAUUAAAUGUCACAUGAUUCAUAUUUUUAAAGGUUUUCCUUCUGGCAUGGUUGUAUGCCAUUUAAAAGGGAUAUAAUAUAUUGACCCAUAACACAUUUCUCGCAGCUAUCAAAGUAUGAUUAACACAAAUACAAAGAUUAACUCUCACUCCAACUUCUGCAAAGAGAAAUCACAGUAUAUAUGAAUUUCAGAUGAAGUAUCUGUGAAAACUUUAAAUGAGAUUUAACUAUGAAACAUGAAGUGUAAUUUAUAGAAAGAACAAAGUAAUACUUUAUGAAAUGGUUCUCGUACUGCUCUUGGCAGGUUUGACCUCGUCAACCAAAAAGGACUGAAUGUUUGUACUGAAAAUAUAAAUUGGAGUUUGCGAUACUGAGUGGCGUUGUGCCAAGCCUGCAAAACCUCUUUAGUUUAAUGCACCCAGGGUCUUUAUCUUUAUUGAUGAAAGCUUGCUAGUAAACAUGAGAGAGAGGUUGACUGUAUUAUGCUCUUGUUAACUGUAGCUUCUUAACUGUAGAUAUACUGAUGAUAUUUUAGCAUUUAACCUAAAAACUGUGCCUACUACUUAUUUUCCUUGAUUCAUUUUUUGCUGAUCAUUAAGUUCCUAAUCUGUCGUCAAACCAAAACACCACCCACAAUUGUUCAUUCUGUGUGUCAUACUCUCUACCAGAAUAUACGCACAUUUAAACUAUGCAUAAGAUGUUGCCAUUUUAACCCACAGCAGAUAAUUGGGACAGCAGUGUAAUCUGUGCAGCCCCAGCAGGCCUGGGAUCAGUGUGUUAAAGUCAGUCUGGUGUUGGUGGUCCACACAUCUUUAAACAUAUCAUAAUAUUCAGAGUAUGAGCCAAUGCCACAUAACAAGUCUACACUAACAAGUUCAACAUCUCUAUAUUUAUUACAUGUUCAAUCUGAAAGGUCCAUUUUAGAGUCUCACAUUGUCUUUAUGCCAUACUAAUGUCUAUGGCCAUAUGUACCAAUUGUAAAUAUAAAUAAAUAUAAAUAUAUUCUAAUUAUAUAUACAUAUAAUAUGUUUCUAUUAUGAUUAUAUUGUUAUAAUCCAUUGUAACCCAAAUGCAGGUAACAAAUUAUAUAAGAGUUAUAAUAAAGAUUCAUGUAUCU